CACAACAAUAUGACCACUUAUACUUCUCAAUCCAACUGGCUUCGUCGCAAUUGCAUCGGUAGAGGAUCUUUUGGAGUCGUCAAUCUUGCUGUUCAUCCAUAUCAUGGUGCUCUCUUCGCCGUUAAAUCCGUAGAGAAUAACUCCCGUCCGUUUGUUGGGUGUUUGGAGAACGAGAUUCGAAUUUUGAAAUCACUCUCGUCGCCCUACGUCGUUGGGUAUCUCGGAGAUGAUGUGACGUCUGAGUUUUCUUCCUCCUCCUCCUCCUCGGUCGUGUACCGGAAUUUACAUAUAGAAUACAUGUCGGGUGGGACAGUUGCUGACGUGGCGAAACUUCUUGAUGGUGAUGGUAGUGGUGGUGUGAAUCUCCGCGGUUACACGCGGUGCAUCACGGCUGCGUUGAGCUACAUUCACGCGAGAAACAUUGUUCAUUGUGACGUCAAGGGGAAGAAUGUGUUGAUCGGAGACAUUCCUGGUACGGCGAAGCUUGCCGACUUUGGAUCGGCGAUUGAAUUGGGCGUUUCGGUUACCGGAACUCGUGGGAGUCCACUGUGGAUGGCGCCGGAGGUAAUUCGCGGCGAGUAUCAAGGACCGGAGUCCGACGUCUGGUCAUUAGGGUGCACGGUGAUCGAGAUGUUCACCGGAAAGCCAGCGUGGCAAGACAGAGGAGCAGACACUCUGCGUCAAAUCGGGUAUUCCGACGAGUUACCGGAGUUUCCAACUCAGGCGCCGGAGGACUUACAUGAUUUCCUUGACAAGUGUCUGAGAAGAGAGCCAAGGGAGAGAUGGAGCUGCGAUCAGCUGCUACACCACCCAUUUUUAUCAUCCUGCCCUUCCACAUCACCACCACAUAUGACAACCAAGUUAUCACCCAGAUGCGUAUUCGAUUGGUCCUUUUCAAGCUCCUCAAAGGAGUCAACGCUCGAGAUUUACCAACUGGACACACAAAACUCACAUGCGAAACAGAGGAUUGGAAAAUUAGCUUCAAACUCAGUGGCAAAUUGGGAAUCAGAAGGUUGGGAGGUGGUGAGGCACGUAACUUCAGAAUCAGGUGAAACGACGUCGGAACAUGAUGAUUCCAUCAAUGAGGAAGCAAGUGUCAGUGGAAGUGGAAGGGCAAAUUGGGAAUAUACAAAUUAUAAUGCCAGUUAUGAUGAUGAUCUUGAAAGUACAACCAACAAUGCACAGGAUACAAGAGGCUUUGGGAGAUAUAGAGAUAGAUACAGAUGUUAUAUGUAUGUAUUGAUACAGAAACUGUUCCAUAAUUUAAAAUGUAUCCAACAUAUUUACUAUACGCAUUGGUUUACUUGUACGACAAGUCUUCUUAAAUAUUCCGUUUUCACUGCAUUCUUUAUAGGUAAAACGCCACUUUAG
This is a messenger RNA of Cynara cardunculus var. scolymus (artichoke), 1371 nucleotides long. Its product is annotated as mitogen-activated protein kinase kinase kinase 18-like. Gene Ontology annotation, molecular function: protein kinase activity; ATP binding. The record is from RefSeq and is a predicted model, not a curated record. The transcript has a single exon. Lineage: Eukaryota; Viridiplantae; Streptophyta; Magnoliopsida; Asterales; Asteraceae. Gene Ontology annotation, biological process: protein phosphorylation. The annotation marks the transcript as partial.